UCCACAGAGAGGAGCCUGUUCGCAUUUCACUGCUGGUGCAAGACAAUGGAGACAGAAAUCGAGCAGCAGGAAGAAGAGACCACUUUCAGCAACACUGACACUAACGGUAAGACGCGUAGGCUAUUCUGUCAGUGCCUCAUCAAAGCUGUGUGUAAGCCAUGCAAUUACCUUGAUUAGACUAGACAUAUAAGACUGCUUUUCUCUAAUAGCUGAUAUCAGUCUUUACAGAAGAGACUACAGGGAUUGACAUUAAGGGAUGCCCUAUUGCCUUGGGCAAGUGAACUAAACAAUCAAACUUUAAAGAAUUCCAGUAGCCUAAAACUGAUCGUUCUGGUUCCUCCUGUUUGUUUAAGUAAAAUACACACAGUUUAUGGCACAGGCAAGUUAAGCCUGCUCUGGUAUAUUCUUUUUUCUGAUAACAACCAAAAUACAAAGAAUUCUCCCCUAUGUGUAGGUGAAAGGCAGGCAAUAUAUGGCACUUCUGCAUGUAAAUGGCUAAUUAAUUUUCAGGCAAGUGAUCAUAAUCUACAGGCAACCAAAAAUUACUAUUGACUUGCCUGAUAGGCAGGUACUUUUCAGACUUUAAUGUCAAUCCCUGGACUACUGGUAUAGCUACAUGCUGGCACCAUGUGUGCAUGUCAGAUGGCCAUGGGUUUCUCUUGUCCAAGUCACUGUGGUAUCAGGAGCAGUUCUGCUAGUUUUAAUCCAGGAAGUGGACUGAACACAUGCUGGGUGGAUACUGUCGCCUGUCUUGGCUGGAACCAGUAUUGGGCAGAGCAUAGCAUCAGGCUAACUCUCCAGGUUUCUCCCUCCAGGUAAACGACCUGCCGAGGACAUGGAGGAGGAGCAGGCCUUCAAGCGCUCUCGCAACACUGACGAGAUGGUGGAGCUGCGGGUACUGCUGCAGAGCAAAGUAAGCCUGCCAACAGAAAUGGGAUUUUAGGCCUAUUCCUUUUAAAUCAGGAAUUCACGAAUUUUUUUUAUUGCAUAAAAUCAGCAAUGCUAUUUCUUACGUCUGUGUGUCAUCGUCGAUUGGUUGGUGUUUUUUUCUGGUGUUCUGAGUUUUGCUAAUCACAUCCCAUCUUCCAAGUUUCAUAUAAUUCAGCGGACUCUCAGACCAAUUACUCUGUUCCUAAGGAAACCCUCUUGUUUCUCCUCAGAAUGCUGGAGCUGUUAUCGGAAAGGGUGGCAAGAAUAUAAAAGCCUUGCGCACAGACGUGAGUACAGAGUUGGCAUCGUCAAAUGCUUUCCUCGACUGGGGGAUUUGCUGUAAAGCUAUAUUUAUGUCCUUAUAAACCCAACAUUUUCAUAGGCAUUAUGGAAUCCAAUUACCCCAUUCUAAUGACAACCCUUAUGCGUCCUAUUAAAGAAACGUGAUCCCUGUACUAAAUGGUUUCCCUUUAAUAUAGAUAAUUUCCCAUCUAUAGAUUGUCAUUCUGUUAUCUGAAUGUAUUGUUUGACUUGAAGCAAUUCCACGUUAACAGAAUGAUGCAGAGACUUUAAAAUAUGUCAAACAAAAACCAAUGAUUGGGAAUUUAAACAAACCAUACAACUCUAUGCACAUGUACUACUUUCAACAAUUUCCACUUAACAUUUGACAAAACACAUUUACUUGAACAGUGCAGCUGCAAAGUUGAACAGAAUGUUCUGUGCUGUUUGUGCCGUCAUUCUGUUAACAAACUUUGCAUCUGCACUGUUCUUCAAGUAAAUGUUGCAUGUCUGUGAAAACUGGGAGGGAUAACUGCAGUGUUCUUAUACAGAAGUCACAGAUUCUCUCUUUCCCAAAUGACACAUCUAUAGGUUGGCUCAUGUGGACAGGCAUGGUUUGGCUUGAUUGGAUCAGAUUUGGGGUAGAGUAUGGGUGGGACGUUUUUCUUGCGUUUCCGAUAAAAGGGAACUAUUCUUUACUAGGCUCUGAACGUGAUUUCUAAUGCCCUGAAGCUAUACUGGACUGUGGCGGUGCCAUAAAACCCCCUUAAACAGGUGUCUCAAAGCCUGAGCGGACCUAUAGUCUAUUACAGCCUAUGUAGUAGCCAUGCAGUCCAUUUAGCUAAGUGUCUUUGCUAGAGCUGGCUUAGUCCAGCCGCCCUUUUUUCUUCUGCACUCACCAUCUUUUUUUGGAAGCAGUAUAGCGUGUAUUCAAUUAAAAUGUAUUCCUUCUCCCCCUCUUCCCUCUCCUUUACUUUGUUAUUUUUGGCCACCUUCCUCCGUUGCCCAUGUACUGGAUCGACAUGCCCCUCCUGCGUUGCCCACCUUGACGUUGGCCCAACCUCCGCCCCUGAACGCCCGCCCACCUGACACCCCGGUUGGCCCCGCCCCGCCCCGCCGCCCGCCCACAAACGUGCCCCUCCCUAAACGGGCACCUUACUUGACAUCUUGUGAUUGAAUGCCCUUGCCCAAUGCCAACCUCCACGGCCAAUGCAGUACAAUGCCAGUGUAUCAGUCCCUGACAGCAGUGGCCCAGAGCGGUAUGUCCCACCAGUUAUUGCCUCACUGCCUGAUUAGAACAGAGAAAAACACAUGUCUUUGAUAGCCUGCCUUCUGUUUCAUUUGAACAUUUUAUACACAUAGAACACCCCCUCCCCCUUUAUCAAGAGACGUGUAUUGUUCCAUUUGAAUUGUUCUGUCUCCUCCCCCUCUACCCUUCUUCCCCCACAUUCAAGUAUUUCCAUUUAAUUUGGACCUUUUUGUCACUAGAAAUGAAAUCACUUGUCCUGUAUAGAUGGAGAAAAAAUUAAUCCACUUUCAGUAGAUCAUAUUAAAUGGGAGGAGCCCAGUUGUUGGCUUCUGUUUCCUUGCUGUGGUAUUUUUAAUCGUGAACUGUGGAAAGCCAAUGAUCUUUCUCGCUCUGUCCUUGUGGUCCACCUUGCUGCGCCCCUCCCCCACCCCACUGUUCUCAACAUCACUGUUCAUGAUCUCAGUGCUCAAGUGCCGCCUACUCUGUAACUCCUCACUGUUGUCUUUCUUUACCUUGUGGUACAUCUCCACUGUUUGGUUUCUGUCCCCCGUUAGGUUCUCCCCCCAUGUUUGUUUUCUCUCAGUACCCCCAUCAGUCCAGAUUGCCUGCCAAACCUCUCAUUCCACCCUCGCUCCUGUCCGCCACCUAGUGGUUAUCACUCACAUCCCCCUGCUUUCUUUGUUUUUCUCUUCUACCUCUCCACCCUGUCGCUAUAAGAAGGUGUGCCGGUGGCACGAUUGUGAUGUAAAGUUUUAAAAGUUUUUAUUUUCUUUACCCUCAAGUGAUGGUGAUGGUUAAAAUAAGUCCCCCCCCCCCCCCCCCCACCUACAGUGGCCAGCCUUGUGCCUCGCGUUGUAAUCUAAAGCCGCUCCAAAGCGGCCCCAUUCCAAUCCUGAAGCCUCUCUUUUGUUGAAUGUGAGAAGCAUUUCAGUCCAGUGUUGGGAAAGUCCUCUUCCUUUUGUUUUUGUUUUUAAACGUUUACUUUUUAAAACUCUGUGCUUAAAGGAGUGUUAGUCUUGAAGUAAGUUUUUAUUUUAUUUUUGCUUUCUGUCCUCCCUCUGUUUUGCCUCGUUGCCUUUGGCCACAUAUUAUUCCCUACCAGGAUCCUGAGUGUGAGUGCAGAUAUCGAGACUAUCGGAGAGAUACUGCUGAAGAUGAUCCCUACUCUGGAAGAGGUGAGUGCCCGGCGGCAUCCAUAGAUAUACACAUGUAGGUUUGUCUUUUUCUUAAUCCUCAAAGUCAAGAGCUGAAGGCUGUAUUUGACCUGACUGAUCUGUACCUGUUUUUUCCUAGUACCAGCAUUAUAACGGGAUUGAUUUUGACUGCGAGCUGCGUUUGCUGAUCCAUCAGAGUUUGGCCGGAGGCAUCAUUGGGGUGAAAGGUACCAAGAUAAAGGAGUUAAGAGAGGUAAGAUGGGAUCCUGGUGUCUAAUGUACGCCACUGAUUGACUCCGUCUAUACUCAUGUACAAGAAGAAGAAGAAGUGCAUAGAUUGCAUGUUACUAAACUAAAGGGUUUUCUUUGUUGCCUACUUGUCCACAAAUGGUUAUGGGGAAUGUAUUGAAGAUAUAAUUUAAUGCUCAAAGCUGAAGAAGGGUCAAACCCAUUUUGAACAUACAGUGGGGGAAAAAAGUAUUUAGUCAGCCACCAAUUGUGCAAGUCCUCCCACUUAAAAAGAUGAGAGGCCUGUAAUUUUCAUCAUAGGUACACGUCAACUAUGACAGACAAAUUGAGGAGAAAAAAAUCCAGAAAAUCACAUUGUAGGAUUUUUAAUGAAUUUAUUUGCAAAUUAUGGUGGAAAAUAAGUAUUUGGUCACCUACAAACAAGCAAGAUUUCUGGCUCUCACAGACCUGUAACUUCUUCUUUAAGAGGCUCCUCUGUCCUCCACUCGUUACCUGUAUUAAUGGCACCUGUUUGAACUUAUCAGUAUAAAAGACACCUGUCCACAACCUCAAACAGUCACACUCCAAACUCCACUAUGGCCAAGACCAAAGAGCUGUCAAAGGACACCAGAAACAAAAUUGUAGACCUGCACCAGGCUGGGAAGACUGAAUCUGCAAUAGGUAAGCAGCUUGAUUUGAAGAAAUCAACUGUGGGAGCAAUUAUUAGGAAAUGGAAGACAUACUGAUAAUCUCCCUCGAUCUGGGGCUCCACGCAAGAUCUCACCCCGUGGGGUCAAAAUGAUCACAAGAACGGUGAGCAAAAAUCCCAGAACCACACGGGGGGACCUAGUGAAUGACCUGCAGAGAGCUGGGACCAAAGUAACAAAGCCUACCAUCAGUAACACACUACGCCGCCAGGGACUCAAAUCCUGCAGUGCCAGACGUGUCCCCCUGCUUAAGCCAGUACAUGUCCAGGCCCGUCUGAAGUUUGCUAGAGUGCAUUUGGAUGAUCCAGAAGAGGAUUGGGAGAAUGUCAUAUGGUCAGAUGAAACCAAAAUAUAACUUUUUGGUAAAAACUCAACUCGUCGUGUUUGGAGGACAAAGAAUGCUGAGUUGCAUCCAAAGAACACCAUACCUACUGUGAAGCAUGGGGGUGGAAACAUCAUGCUUUGGGGCUGUUUUUCUGCAAAGGGACCAGGACGACUGAUCCGUGUAAAGGAAAGAAUGAAUGGGGCCAUGUAUCGUGAGAUUUUGAGUGAAAACCUCCUUCCAUCAGCAAGGGCAUUGAAGAUGAAACGUGGCUGGGUCUUUCAGCAUGACAAUGAUCCCAAACACACCGCCCGGGCAACGAAGGAGUGGCUUCGUAAGAAGCAUUUCAAGGUCCUGGAGUGGCCUAGCCAGUCUCCAGAUCUCAACCCCAUAGAAAAUCUUUGGAGGGAGUUGAAAGUCUGUGUUGCCCAGCGACAGCCCCAAAACAUCACUGCUCUAGAGGAGAUCUGCAUGGAGGAAUGGGCCAAAAUACCAGCAACAGUGUGUGAAAACCUUGUGAUGACUUACAGAAAACGUUUGACCUGUCAUUUCCAACAAAGGGUAUAUAACAAAGUAUUGAGCAACUUUAGUUAUUGACCAAAUACUUAUUUUCCACCAUAGUUUGCAAAUAAAUUCAUUAAAAAUCCUACAAUGUGAUUUUCUGGAUUUUUUUCUCUCUCAAUUUGUCUGUCAUAGUUGACGUGUACCUAUGAUGAAAAUUACAGGCCUCUCUCCUUUUUAAGUGGGAGAACUUGCACAAUUGGUGGCUGACUAAAUACUUUUUUCCCCCACUGUAUGCCGUUGUUGUGGGCGUAUUUCAUGCUGGGCUUCCUGUCUCCACCAGAACACCCAGACUACCAUCAAGCUGUUCCAGGAGUGCUGUCCUCACUCCACUGACCGUGUUGUUCUGGUUGGAGGAAAGCCAGACCGUGUCGUCGAUUGCAUCAAAGUUAUCCUGGAGUUGGUAUCUGAGGUGGGUGAGAGUUCGGGCUGUGACGGUCAUGGAAUUUUGGAUGACUGUUAUUGGUCAGCCAAAUGACCGCGGUCUUCGUUUUAAUAGUUUUAAUAGCGUGUGUGUAUUUUAAGAUGCAUAUUUUCUCCUCUGCUCCUGACUGCACGUGCUGUGCUUCUGCAGGCAGGGUGCACAUUUUGGUUUUUGCCCUAGCACUACGCAGCUGAUUCAAAUAACCAACUCAUCAAGCUUUGAUUAUUUGAAUCGGAUGUGUAGUGCAAGGGCAAAAACCAAAAUGUGUACCCAGGGGAAGGGCCCCAGGUCAGAGUUUGGAAACCCUAGCCUAGGCAACCAAAGACUCAUUUGCUACAACACCUUGCUUGUUUCAGCAAGGAGCAACAAAGUUUCAUCGUGUUGUAAAGUGUCCUUGUUACUGCGGAAACUGACUCAACCACACAAAUGCAUGGCCGCCCAGUGUUUAUUUUUAAACCCAGACCGUAACGGUCUUCUAUAAUCGUUGGUAAAGCGAUUAUACGGUAAUUGUGCCAGCCCUAGUGAGUUCAGUUCUGAGCUGGUGACAGCAACACACUUCACCACCAGUGUCUAAACAUGGAAACUCAAUGAAAGUCUGUCACUUAAACUAGAAUUGUACUUGUUUAAUAACCGCAGAUGCUUUUUGUUUGUUUUAUAUAUUCCAUUUACAACAGCUGUUGACAUUGUAGUUGUUCCAGAGCAAAAAAAAAAAUCAAAUAGCUACAGGUAACUGGCAAAAGAAAGGAAACCCAACGAGAAAUUACAUCAUUUGGUGGUGGAAAACGCUGUGUCAGGUGCUGCUCCAGAAUCUCCCAUAAGUGUUAAAUUGUGUGUCAGUCACACCCUUUAAACCCCCUAUGCUCCUUUGAGACACCUCUUUCAAAGUCACUGAGAUCUAUUCUAGACAUGGUACCCAAAAUAAUGGGCAACUUGGCAUUUUUAUACAUGACCCUAAGCAUGAUGGGAUGUUAAUUGAUUAAUUAACUCAGGAACCACAGCUGUGUGGAAGCACCUGCUUUCAAUAUACUUAGUAUCCCUCAUUUACUGAAGUUAUUCCUUUAUUUUGGCAGUUACAUUUAACAUCUCAUCAAUAGUCUCAUAGUAUUAUCUAUCUUCAGGCUCCCAUCAAAGGGCGCGCCCAGCCUUACGACCCCAACUUCUACGACGAGACAUACGACUACGGCGGCUUCACCAUGAUGUUCGAGGAGCGGGGCCGUCGGCCCAUGGGGGGGUUCCCCAUACGGGGCCGGGGGGGCUUUGAGCGCAUGCCCCCUGGCCGCGGGGCCCGACCCAUGCCCCCCUCCAGACGGGACUAUGACGACAUGAGCCCUCGCCGGGGUCCACCCCCUCCCCUGCCAACCAGAGGAGGGCGUGGAGGGAGCCGGGCUCGAAACCUGCCCCUCCCCCUACCACCACCCUCAAGAGGAGGGUACGGAGCUUUACUUCCUUCUGUUCUUUCUUUCAAUUAUUGUUUGUUUAUGGCUACCUCUUAUCACCUCAUCAGUCACUCAGUGAUGUUUAUAACCCUCUGCCUGAGUACAUAGAACUAGAAUGGACAUGAACGUUCUGCUUUAUGACGUAGCCCUUCUAGUAAUUUAAUAGGAUCUCUGUGCCUAAGUGUUCCACAGCUGUCUCCCUGCUAUUAGACCUGUAUAUACAUCUCUGGGCUUUCUCUUAUGUUGACUCAGUCAUAUGGACCCAAGUCAUACUUUGUUGGACUAAUCCUUUAAAGGAAUCUUUUCUGACACAUUUCCACUGAGUCACAUUGACCCUGUCGUGUGUUUGUUUGCAGAGGGGACCGGUUCUCUCAUCAGAGCUAUCACGGCAACAUGGACGACAGACCUAAGUAAGUCAUUUGUGUCAAACAAAGGCAGCACCUGCUGAGUGGUUAGGGUAGAAUUCCUUCACCUCUCCAAAUCAGCAUAGCCAUUUGGAGAAUGGCUUGCUCAGAUGUGGCGAUUAAUAUCUCUGUCAAAUGUUGGGAUUAAUCGUUAUCUGUUGAUUUAAUGACAGUCAAUACGGUUCUACCAAUGACACAGUAGUUAUUUUGUAAACAUGACCUCUCAUCCCAUGAGUAGAUGACCAUAAGAACACCAUGUCAGUGUCUUCUUAUCAACAUGGAUUUAAAAAACAAUUUAGCUCUUCACACUCAGAAGGACUGGUAUCACACUUGUAUAGUACAGACUUGUCAGCCCAUUGGUUUGGGGCCACUAUCGGUCCAUCAGAGGAGGUGAACUGAACCCUCUCGUGUCAUGUUAACCCCGACACCCUCCCUCCCCUCUUAUCUAAGCAGUGACAGAAGAGGAAGACCAGGAGACCGCUACGACAGCAUGGUGAGUGUUUAGCAUGGUAGAGUUACAGAGCUUCAGUCUGUUGCCUGGUGUUUUAAUAGUAGGUAGGUCGACACGCAUUUUAGAUGGUAAUGGUUUUAGUUACAGUGCAUUCGGAAAGUAUUCAGACCCUCAUUUUUUUAUAAUAAUAAUAUAAUAUGCCAUUUAGCAGACGCUUUUAUCCAAAGCGACUUACAGUCAUGCGUGCAUACAUUUUUUUGUGUAUGGGUGGUCCCGGGGAUCGAACCCACUACCUUGGCGUUACAAGCGCCGUGCUCUACCAGCUGAGCUUCAGAGGACCAUUUAUGUUAUAGCUUUAAUCUCAAAUUUAUUAAAUUGUUCCCCCCCCCCUCAAUCCACACACAAUACCCCAUAAUCACAAUGCAAAAACAGGUUUUUAUAAAUGUUUGCACAUUUACGUAAGUAUUCAGACCCUUUAUUCAGUACUUUGUUGAAGCACCUUUGGCAGCGAUUACAGCCUCAAAUCUUCUUGGGUAUGACGCUACAAGCUUGGCACACCUGUAUUUGGGGAGUUUCUUCCAUUCUUCUCUGCAGAUCCUCUCAAGCUCUGUCAGGUUGAAUGGUGAGCGUCGCUGCACAGCUAUUUUCAGGUCUCUCCAGAGAUGUUGGAUCGGGUUCAAGUCCGGGCUCUGGCUAGGCCACUCAAGGGCUCUCAGAGACUUGUCCCGAAGCCACUCCUGCGUUGUCUUGGCUGUGUGCUUAGGGUUGUUGUCCAGUUGGAAGGUGAAACUUUGCCCCAGUCUGAGGUCCUGAGCGCUCUGGAGCGCUGAAAAACAUUGCCACAGCAUGAUGCUGCCACCACCAUGCUUCACUGUAGGGAUGGUGCCUGGUUUCCUCCAGAAGUGACGCUUGGCAUUCAGGCCAAAGAGUUCGAUCUUGGUUUCAUCAGACCUGAGAGUCCUUUAGGUGCCUUUUGGCAAACUCCCCCGAUGGUACAGUUUGGCCGGGCAGCCAGCUCUAGGAAGAGUCUAGGUGGGUCCAACUUCUUCCAUUUAAGAAUGAUGGAGGCCACUGUGUUCUUGGACCUUCAAUGCUGCAGAAAUGUUUUGGUGCCUCGGCACAAUCCUGUCUCUGAGCUCUACGGACAAUUCCUUUGACCUUAUGGCUUGGUUUUUGCUCUGACAUGCACUGUCAACAGGUGUGUGUGCCUUUCCAAAUCCUGUCCAGUCAAUUGAAUUUAUCACAGGUGGACUCCAAUCAAGUUGUAGAAACAUCUCAAGGAUGAUCAAUGGAAACAGGAUGCACCUGAGCUCAAUUUUGAGGCAUUUCUGUUUUUUAUAUUUAAUACAUUUGCAACCAUUUCUAAACCUGUUUUCGCUUCAAUAUGGGGUAUUGUGUGUAGAUUGAGGAAAAAAAAUAAUUUAAUCCAUUUUAGAAUAAGGCUGUAAUGUAACAAAAUGUGGAGAAGGGGUCUGAAUACUUUCCAAAUGCACUGUAUGUGUGUAAAUGGAUUGGGAUUGUUAUCCUGCCCUAGUGAAAUCACGGUGGUUUGGACACUGGUGCUGCUCUUCACCGAGCGAACACACUGGUUAGGCCUAUUGUUGCCUGGCAACAGUUGUCUCCUUGGUUACCAAGGAGCAGCUGAAUACGUAAUCUGGAGCCGCCAAACUAACAAAUGAACUUCAGGUGAAACCAAAGCGAUUCCCGUACAGGGUUGGUCGGGUCGUACCAAUAACAUUCAUAGUAGAAAAUGAAUAAGGCAGCUAAGAUUCAUAUGCACAAAUUAUAGAGCUCAAUAUCAAACAAAUUUAAACCAGUAUUUGACUUAAUGAAUGUUUCAGUCUUGUAAUAAGUCUCUCAAGUUGACUUUCUCUCUUCCCUAUGGUUUGCUGAAUACAGAGUGGUGGAUACGGGGGUGAGUCUUCUUCCUUCCGAGUUUCUUUUGGUCAUGGUAGUCUCUACACUCUUGUUUGAAUGUCUCUUAGGUUGGAGUAUAGUCCUUUCUGUCCAGUAAGCACCAGCAGCUCUCCCCCUGUCCUUUGUUGGUCUGUGUUGAGUCUGUCUAUGUAGUCGAUCAGCCACAGUGUGAUGUAUUGGUAUCCUUCCUUUUCCUUCCUUCAUCUUUUCAAAGACAACAAUUCCUCGUGGGAGCCCUUUCAGUCUGGUGAGUGCAAAUGGAUCACGUUUGUAUCAAUGUCUCAUUUUGUUGCUUCCGUAUUUGUUUUCGUGUAGUUUUGAGGACUUUCCACACAACAGAGGAUAAAUUCUGAGUAUCUCUCUCUAGGUGGCCGAGGGUCAUACAGUGACAUCGGCGGUCCCGUCAUCACGACUCAAGUUACCAUCCCCAAGGAUGUGAGUAAAGGUUUAAUCAGCACAGUCCCAAGCAUAAUAACACCCUUUACCAGAGACACACAGACAUCCUUGAAAUAUGUUCAUGAGAAAAACCCAGAUGAGAUUCUUCCCAAUUGAUCAUGAAGUUCCCACAUCAGCCUUUAUUCAUACGUGAUUGAAAUUCAUCUACCCCCCAAAACCCUGUGCCCCCCUUUACCUGGUUGUCAUUGUGCCGAUCACAUUGUUGGGGAAAAGUAACCCUGGCUCCUCACUUGUCGUAGCUGGCCGGCUCCAUCAUUGGGAAGGGCGGACAGCGAAUCAAGCAGAUCCGUCACGAGUCGGGAGCGUCUAUCAAGAUCGACGAGCCACUAGAGGGCUCAGAGGACCGCAUCAUCACCAUCAAUGGAACACAGGACCAGAUUCAGAACGCCCAGUAUCUACUGCAGAACAGGCACGUGCUAGAACCCUUUCCUCGUCUCUGCUGA
Coregonus sp. 'balchen' is the source of this 10961-nucleotide messenger RNA. NCBI's taxonomy places the organism in Eukaryota, Metazoa, Chordata, Actinopteri, Salmoniformes, Salmonidae. The record is from the annotation of a GenBank genome assembly.